AGGUGGUCCGCGGCGGCGCCAUUAAAGCGAGGAGGAGGCGAGAGCGGCCGCCGCUGCUUCUUAUUCUUUUUUAGUGCGGCGGACGAGAGUGGGAGUGCGCGCCACGCGAGAGUGGGAGGCAAGGGGGGCAGGCCGGGGAGAGGCGCAGGAGCCUUUGCAGCCACGCGCGCCUUCUCUGUCUUGUUGUGUGCUUCGCGCGGUAGAGCGGGCGCGCGGCAGCGGCGGGGAUUACUUUGCUGCUAGUUUCGAUUCGCGGCAGCGGCGGGUGUAGUCUCGGCGGCGGCGGAGGCAGUAGCACUAUGUCGGAGGAGCAGUUUGGCGGGGACGGGGCGGCGGCGGCAGCAACAGCGGCGGUAGGCGGCUCGGCGGGCGAACAGGAGGGAGCCAUGGUGGCGGCGGCGCAGGGGGCAGCGGCGGCGGCGGGAAGCGGAGCCGGGACCGGGGGCGGAACCGCGGCCGGAGGCACCGAAGGAGGCAGCGCCGAGUCGGAGGGGGCGAAGAUCGAUGCCAGUAAGAACGAGGAGGAUGAAGGCCAUUCAAACUCCUCCCCACGACACUCUGAAGCAGCGACGGCACAGCGGGAAGAAUGGAAAAUGUUUAUAGGAGGCCUUAGCUGGGACACUACAAAGAAAGAUCUGAAGGACUACUUCUCCAAAUUUGGUGAAGUCGUAGACUGCACUCUGAAGUUAGAUCCUAUCACAGGGCGAUCAAGGGGUUUUGGCUUUGUGCUAUUUAAAGAAUCGGAGAGUGUAGAUAAGGUCAUGGAUCAGAAAGAACAUAAAUUGAAUGGGAAGGUGAUUGAUCCUAAGAGGGCCAAAGCCAUGAAAACAAAAGAGCCUGUUAAAAAAAUUUUUGUUGGUGGCCUUUCUCCAGAUACACCUGAAGAGAAAAUAAGGGAGUACUUUGGUGGUUUUGGUGAGGUUGAAUCCAUAGAGCUCCCCAUGGACAACAAGACCAAUAAGAGGCGUGGAUUCUGCUUUAUUACCUUUAAGGAAGAGGAACCAGUGAAGAAGAUAAUGGAAAAGAAAUACCACAAUGUUGGUCUUAGUAAAUGUGAAAUAAAAGUAGCUAUGUCGAAGGAACAGUAUCAGCAACAGCAACAGUGGGGAUCUAGAGGAGGAUUUGCGGGAAGAGCUCGUGGAAGAGGUGGUGGCCCCAGUCAAAACUGGAACCAGGGAUAUAGUAACUAUUGGAAUCAAGGCUAUGGCAACUAUGGAUAUAACAGCCAAGGUUACGGUGGUUAUGGAGGAUAUGACUACACUGGUUACAACAACUACUAUGGAUAUGGUGAUUAUAGCAACCAGCAGAGUGGUUAUGGGAAAGUAUCCAGGCGAGGUGGUCAUCAAAAUAGCUACAAACCAUACUAAAUUAUUCCAUUUGCAACUUAUCCCCAACAGGUGGUGAAGCAGUAUUUUCCAAAUUGAAGAAUCAUUUGAAGGUGGCUCCUGCCACCUGCUAAUAGCAGUUCAAACUAAAUUUUUUGUAUCAAGUCCCUGAAUGGAAGUUUGACGUUGGGUCCCUCUGAAGUUUAAUUCUGAGUUCUCAUUAAAAGAAAUUUGCUUUCA
Messenger RNA from Mesoplodon densirostris (Blainville's beaked whale), 1565 nucleotides. RefSeq names its product heterogeneous nuclear ribonucleoprotein D (gene HNRNPD). The transcript is spliced from 9 exons. Gene Ontology annotation, molecular function: RNA binding. Gene Ontology annotation, biological process: regulation of gene expression. Gene Ontology annotation, cellular component: nucleoplasm. The record is from RefSeq and is a predicted model, not a curated record. The coding region runs from base 300 to 1367 and encodes 355 amino acids. NCBI's taxonomy places the organism in Eukaryota, Metazoa, Chordata, Mammalia, Artiodactyla, Ziphiidae.